Messenger RNA from Gavia stellata (red-throated loon), 2456 nucleotides. RefSeq names its product GH3 domain containing (gene GHDC). Gene Ontology annotation, molecular function: acid-amino acid ligase activity. Bases 1 to 1638 code for a protein of 545 amino acids. Gene Ontology annotation, cellular component: cytoplasm. The record is from RefSeq and is a predicted model, not a curated record. The transcript has 8 exons. Lineage: Eukaryota; Metazoa; Chordata; Aves; Gaviiformes; Gaviidae.
AUGCUGCCCGCGGCGGUGGCCGUGGCGGUGGCGGUGGCGGUGGCCGUGGCGGUGGCCGUGGCCGUGGCCGUGGCCGUGGCCGUGGCCGUGGCGCGGCCCGCCGCCCCCCCGCUGCGGCACCGCCUGACCCGCUGGGCGCUGCGCCGCGCCGCGGGCUGGUACCGGCGGCGGCUGGAGCUGCUGGGCAGCGAGGUGCGGCCCUGCCAGGAGCGGCGGCUGCGGCGGCUGCUGCCCGCCGGCACGGCCCGCGGCUCGGAGGCUUUCCGGGAGCGACACCCCCUGGAGCAGGGCUGCCCGGAGGGCGCGCCGGGGGGGCAGGGCCCCGCGCUGCGCCCCUGGGCUCUGCUCCGCAGCCGCUGGGGCACCGACCCCCCUCUGCAGGGGUCCCUGCUCUACCUGGACACGCUCCGCGCCGCCUUCCCGCAGGCGCUGGCCGCCCGGGGCACGGCCCUGCUCUCCUGGGCGCCCGGCUGCCCCCGCGCCCCGGCGGGCUGGCCCCUGCCCACCCUGUACUGCACCCCGGCCGAGGCGGGCUCCCUGCCCUCGCGGGCCGCCGCGCUGCGGGUGCAGCUGCUCUUCGCCCUGCGGGAGCGUGCCUUGCACGUGCUGGAGGCCGGGCUGGCCGCCGAGCUGCACGACGCGCUGGCGGCCCUGCGCACCGGCUGGCCCGGGCUGGCUCAGGACCUGGCGCUGGGCAGGCUGAGCCCCCAGCCCGGCUUGCCCGAGGACGCGCGGGGCCGGCUGCAGGCGCUGCUGGCCCCUGACGCCGCCCGGGCGGCCGAGCUCCAGGCUGAGUGCGCCCGCGGCUUCGAGGGCAUCGUGCAGCGCCUGUGGCCGCAGCUGGAGGUGGUGGUGGUGGGGACGGCGCACGGCGCAGAGCAGCUGUACUGCAACGCCCUCCGCCAGGCUGACUGCAAGGGGCUGCCAUUCUACUGCCCCUUCUACCGGGCGGCGGGAGCCCUGCUCGGCGUGAACCUGUGGCCAGAGGAGCCAGCGCCCCGAUUCCUGCUGUGCCCCGACUGGGCUUUCUACGAGUUCCUGCCCUGCCCGGCCGAGGAGGAGCCGCGGACGGUGCUGCUGGGCGAGCUCUGGGAGGGACGCGAGUACGGGCUGGUCCUGACCGCCCGGCCUGGAGAGUACAGGUGCUGUGCCGGGGAGGUGCUGAGGGUGGCCGGCUUCCACAAACAGUGUCCCGUGGUGGAGCCUGUGCGCAGGGAGAGCCAGGCCCUGAGUGUGCGGGGCGAAAGCAUCCCCGAGGACCGGUUCUGCCGCAGCCUGUGCCGCGCCGUGGGCAUGUGGCCGGGUGCUCGCCUGGUCGACUACAUCUGCGUGGAGAGUGCCCUGCUGGGCGCCUCUUCGGGGGCCUGUGCCCCCCACUACCAGGUAUUCGUGGAGCUGCGGGGUCUGCGGGACCUGUCAGAGGGGCAGCGCUAUAAGCUGGACCAGUGUCUCCAGGAGGAUUUCCCCAUCUAUAAGUCCUUCCGCUUCAAGGGCAGCAUCGGGCCCCUGCGCCUGCACCUGGUGGGGGCUGGGGCCUUCGCCCGGCUGCGGGAGGCGCUGGGCUCCCCCGUCCCCAUGCCCAGGGUCCUGCGGGAGGAGCGGCUGCUGCAGCUCAUCCAGAGCACCGUCGUCUCCUAGGGCAGCCCGGGGAUGCCGCAGCCCUCCUGCCCCUGGGGUUCGCCCGGCGUGCGCCCUACGGGGAGGGAGCAGGGCCGAGUCCUUGGCAUGGGGCCGAGUCCCAGCCCCGGAGGGUUUGGCUGAGUGUAGUGGAUGGAGCCAGCAAGCUCGACCGUGCCCCUGCUCCGCAGUGGCAGCAGCCGCUGGGCACUGGUUGGCACCCCACUUGGUGCUGCCCGCAGGACCUGCAGCACACCCCAGCCCUCCUCCUGGCCCUGGGCAGUCACCAGCAGACCUGGCCCUUCGCGUGGCUGUUCUGGGUGCAGGGUGGGACUGCGGGUGCUUGUGAGCAUCACAGGGCAGCCGGGUCCUGCUGCCAGCAGCCAUGACUUGCCCCGCUCUGCUCAGUGCCUUGGCAGUCCCCACGGGCAGCCGCAGCGGAGCAGGUACUCGUGCCUUUCCCGAGGGAUGCCUCGGCCAUCACAGCCUGUGGCCGGUGCGGGGGGGGACAGCGGAAACCUCCCCAGGAGCCACGAGGAGCAGCAGAGCCUCAGACCUGCGCAGGAGCUCAGCUCAUCCCUGCGCUGAGCUCCGGGGCCCUGUGGCAUUUUGUCCCUUGGCAGGGACACUGCAGGCAGGGUGCGGGGUGGCCGGUGGUGGCAGGUGCCGGCUGCCACGGAGCAGCCCCUCCGCUGGGCUCCGGUGCACGUCUGCUGGUUUAGGAAACAAUAAGCUCCAGCAAGGGCUGCUUUUAAUGUUUAUAAAUCCAGAAGCAAAAUAAAGAAGGAUUAUCUCUCAAAAAUAAAUAAAGGGUAGCACUCUGGGAUUGAUUUUUUUAU